CUCUGUGAAGUUCCGAUUCGGAGCUUUACUCGUCUUUAGAGUUUGGAGUUCAGUAAUCAGUUUGAUAUCAGACGUGCAGUAGUGAACUCGUGUGUACGGGACUUUACUGUCGCACGAAGUUGAAACGUUCUAUGGAUAAUUGGAUACAUACGGAUUUUCUUGUGGUAUGUGUUUUGAUAUGGGGUUUGACCGUUAAUUGGAAGUUUGUCAUGUGUGAAGCUUAAAGCGGUUUAAUCUAAAAAAAAACGAUACAAUACACGCAAAAUGAGCUGGCAAAUAUUAGCACUUACAUGCACCAUUCUGAUCUUACAUAGUAAUACAGAAGGCAUUCCACAUCAUGAGAAGCGUGAAGCUCCAUCCGAUCUAUGUAAACAAGUAUUCAAUGCAACAAAUAAAGUACAAUGCUUCUGCACGAAAGAUACUCAUGAACCAAAAACAAUAAGAUCAGCUGAUUGCUAUCCCACCAUCAAUGACGUCGCACCAGAUGACCCCAUUUGGUCAACAUUCGAAGACUUAAAGAACCUUCAUAAACUUACAUUUGCAAACACAAGAGGGAUCGUCUUAAAAUACAUACCAAAACGUGCACUUGAGCAUACCAAGUAUUUGCUAAAACUUGAGAUGAAAUACGGUAACAUCGAAACAAUAGAAUCGUUUGAUUUCGCAAAUUUAACUUUCAUCGAAGAAAUCACACUACGAGACAAUCAAAUAAAAGUGUUAAAGAAGAACGCAUUUGCACAUCACAGGGAUUUGGUCACUCUUGGUCUUGAUACAAAUGUAAUUGUUGAAAUAAACAGAGACGUCUUCAUCGAUUUACCCUCUCUUGAAAAGCUUUAUCUUACGAGCAAUAAAAUAACUACGAUUCAUGAUAGAGCAUUUAUACACUUAACCAACUUAAAGGAACUCGAAAUAGACAGAAAUAUUCUAUUUAGCCUUAACAGUGAGACAUUCUCGGGCUUAAAUAAAUUAGAAAAACUUGAUCUCAGUAGCAAUAGCUUGGAAGUAAUUGGUGAUAAUACAUUUUUACCACUUAGUAAUCUCAAAUCGUUAAAUUUGGAUGGAAAUAAAAUUGAAAUGCUGGACGAGAAGGCCUUUCAUGGUCUUCCUAAACUACAGUCGCUUUCACUUGCUCAUAAUUCAAUCAAAGAUUUAGGAAAUGAUAAACUAUUCAUAGGAUUAAAGUCUUUAAUGGUAUUGAACUUAAAAAGCAAUCAGAUUAGCAAUUUGAAACCUGAAGUGAUGGAACCAUUACUUGGUAACUUGGCAAAGAAUAUCAGCAGUUUAGAUGUUGAGGAUAACAUGUUCCCUUGCGACUGUCGUCUGGAUUGGUUCCUGUACCUGAUGAAUACCACUAGCAGUCAUCACUUAUCGCUGGGCAUCGAAAACCUGAAAUGUAUUCCAUCUAAUGAAAUUCGUGAUAAGUGGACGAAAACAGUUGAAGCUGAGAAAAACGCACCAGAAACUGAGGACAAUGCACCUAGUAACGAUUACGAAUACUACGACGACACACAACUAAGUGGCAAACUGUUUUACAUCGACAUGCGCUUUCUGUUAAACUGUACAGCAAAUUUCGAUAAUUUACUAAAAUCAGAACCAGUAACGAACAAACCAAUUAUAACAAAACAGAAAGAAACUUCUGUAACUAGCACUACUAAGUUAGUUACAAUAACAACAACUCUAACAAACACUGAUAAAGUUACAAAAAAUCCAUUGAAUGCAAAUGCAGAGCCAACGACGAAACAUCCAGAGACAUUAAUUGACAAUAAUUCUGUUGGCAAUAUAAAGAAGUCAGAUUUAUACACAACUAGCAAAUUGUCUACUGUGUCAGCAAAGCCUAUGGCUAACAAUUUAUUUGAUGACCAUGAUAUGGCAUCUGAUGAAGGUAAACCUGAUAAAAUAAAAGCACAUAGAAGUAUUCAAGACGAUGUAAAUGAAUUUGUUGAAGAAAGAAAGAACAUUGGAUCUAAAAAUAUCGGAUGUAUAACUAUGUAUAUCGCGGCACUUAGUAUUAAAUUAGUAAUUUAAGUUUUAACUGAUAUAUCUCAUGUAGUUUAUUAAGUCGUUAUUUAACUUUCACAGUCAUUUAGAUAUUAUAUUAUAGGCUAAUAAAAGAUUGUUUAAUAAAAUUUUAGGUUGAACUAUGA
This is a messenger RNA of Leptidea sinapis, 2141 nucleotides long. Its product is annotated as connectin-like. Gene Ontology annotation, molecular function: protein binding. The transcript is spliced from 3 exons. Lineage: Eukaryota; Metazoa; Arthropoda; Insecta; Lepidoptera; Pieridae. The coding region runs from base 265 to 2022 and encodes 585 amino acids. The record is from RefSeq and is a predicted model, not a curated record.